Messenger RNA from Lindgomyces ingoldianus, 603 nucleotides. RefSeq lists its product as uncharacterized. The transcript has 7 exons. The record is from RefSeq and is a predicted model, not a curated record. Lineage: Eukaryota; Fungi; Ascomycota; Dothideomycetes; Pleosporales; Lindgomycetaceae. The coding region runs from base 1 to 603 and encodes 200 amino acids.
AUGGGUUGUUCGACCGGAUACUUUUUUGUCUUACUUAAGAUCUGCCUUAAUGUUCGAUUGAGCGUGAAUUAUGGGCAAAAUAGCAUUGAGAAGCCACUUAUGGUCAGCCCAUCGAGUCUCUAUCACCACAGCCACACAGCAAUGCUCUACAAACAAAUGACCUACGAUGAUCACCAUUUUCUACUAUGCUGUAAACCUUUCUUAUCACCCCGCAAACCCCAAUUCCUCCACACCCUCGACUAUGUCAUAUCAACGCCCAAUGUCAUAACAAUUAUCCGCAAAAUGAAAGAGGACCUUGGUCUACUCCCCAAUCGCCGGCAUAGAAAGGACAGAUUCGCACCCAUAAAGAUGGAGGAUGAAAACAAUAAAAACAACCGCUACCGUGAUACUCUCGCAGAUUUAUUCUACUUCGUUGGUAACAACCCAAGAAUAGUCCCUAUGGACGUACUGGAGCCUAGAGUAGAAGGAUAUAUCUUCAAUUGCCGUCAGCUAUCCUUCAAGACUAAAGUCCAGUACUCCUAUUUAAGUCCCCGUUGCACUGCCGGAUACCCCACCGAAUUUUCACACUCUACCCAAAUGCCAACAACCCUUGACUUGCACUAA